This is a messenger RNA of Rubroshorea leprosula, 1390 nucleotides long. Lineage: Eukaryota; Viridiplantae; Streptophyta; Magnoliopsida; Malvales; Dipterocarpaceae. The record is from the annotation of a GenBank genome assembly.
GGACUAUCAUCACAGGAGGAGUAGCGAUCUAAGCUUCGAAUUGUAUUGAACCCAAAACUUCUAAAACCCCUCCUCUCUGGAGAAAGAAAAGAACCCAAGUUUAAUCUCUGUGGAAUUGUGAAUUGGAAUGGAAACUCCUCCUCCUGAAUAUCAAACCCAACUUUUUGGCUUCCAAGGAUAGAAGCUACAAACCCAUUUGGUGUAUUCUCUUGAUUUAGAUAUUCUACUGGAACCCAGUUGCUCUUUCUGAAGUUCUUCCUCCUUUCUUUGCGUUUUCAGUUGUCUGUUAACUGUCCGACGUAUUGUCUAGCUGGAUAAUUAUUUUGUUUUUCAGUACUCAAGCUAUCACUCUGCCAUUCUUUUCCCGUUCUGGAGAAUGUAUGGGGUGGAAGUUGUGGAGCCAUUUAUUGAACUAGUUUGCCAGCUGCAUCAAUAGACUGGGGUGAAUCUGCAGGGGUUUGAUAUUCAUUAUUUGAACUUUUAUGUUGCUUCAUUUUGAAUUUGCACUGCUUGUUUAUAGAAUGGUAUGCAAAUGAGAAGACUAAGGAAUGAUUUAUUAUUAGAGUUUAGAAGCUUUGAGAUGGCUCCUAUUCUAUUGUUAAAACCAAGUUUUGCUAACCUACUGGUUGGAGAAAGUCGCCAAGUCUCUCUGUAUUGAAUUUACAACAUUAAUUAUUGUUAAUGUUCCUCACGAAGCAUUAGCAUGUUUAUUGAUGAAGUUUAGCGUUGCCGUGCCUAGAAAUCUGUGUUGUUGUUUCUUAAUGACCAGUUCAAUUCCUGUAUCAUGUGGGAGUUCUUUCUUGUUUGGCUAUCUACUGAAAGAAGUUAAUAGAGUUUUUUAAUUUUCAUCGUAAGGUCAAUUCUGUGAUGUGAGAGUACUGUUUUCUUGUGGUGUUAUGUGGUGCUUUCUUUAAGUAUACCUCAAUUUACAUUCUCGAUAUUUUGACCCUUUCUUUGUUUUCAUUUGUUUGCAUUACGACGUUGUGCUGGGUGAAAAUCAAAGACAUUGGACUGUCAUUUGUUGCUUUGGGAGGUUUGGCGGGUUGUUGGACAGUAACAGAGAGCCAGUAGUCUAGUCUUGGCAUUAUGUGUCUAGUUAUUUUGCUUAUGUGCGCAGAUUGUGUCUAAGAAAUGUUGUUUCAUUUUAAUCAAAGAGUUGAAGAUUCUUCAAGAUAUUCUUGAUGGUUAUCAUGUCUAAUGGUCAAAAGUGGCAGACCUAACUUGCUGUUAAUACUCAAUGUUGGGUGAUAGUCAUGGUCACUUUCUUUUUGCUUAUGAAUGAUUGGUUUUUAACAUGUUUUGUCUACAAUUAUCAAUUUAAGUUCUAUACUUUUUCUCUCCUUUUGAAGUGUGUAUGAUUUUGGUGGCCCAAAAAAUAAAUGUGUAUGAC